CUGCGGGGAGGGGGGCACUCCUUUAGAACACCCUAGGGACCAUUCCUUUUGCCCCUGGUGAGGCCCUGUAUUCCCCACAGCCUCCACCCGUUCCCCUCCCCCACAGUCUUGGAGUGACCAGAGAAGCAUCUGGAUGGUCCUUUGCUGUCUGUCUGUCUUCCGUGUCAAGUUGUCCAUCAUUAUCAAUCACAAUUUGGGCCUAGGCCGGCUGUGCAUGGGGUGUGGGGAGCUCCAGGCAGGGGAUCAGAGGGUGAGGAUUGGCCAGGCUGGGCUUGCAGUGGCUGGGGAGAAUUUGAGCUGGUCGGGCAGCUGCUCCCUGCACUCCGCCACAGCCAGGUGACUGCUGCAAGACAGGUGCAGACCCAAAGGGCAGCUGAGGAACUUCCUCCCCUGCAGGUAAUGCCAGAGGAUCUGCUCUGUGUGCAAGUGACUGGGAGCAGAAGGGGGCGUGUGCAAGGACUGGGCAGGGCCCCUGCUUGCCCCUGGGAAGAGGGGCAGGGUCAGACCUCUGGGCAUUGCCAAGCACAGGCGCUCUCCCACCUCUGCUGUCUCUCUGCCCCUCCAAGGUGAAGGAUGAGGACCCUCUCUAGGUGGCAGCGGUGGUGGUGCUGCUGCUGCUGCUGUCGGCCGCCCCUGCUCUGGAUCGCUCUGGCUAUCUCCAUGGCAGUUGGCUUCACCGUCCAGCUCCUGGGGGUCUCGUUUCCAAAGAGGGUUUUCCUGGCUCCACUGCUCCCCACGCCUCGGGGCCCCUCAGCAGAAACUGAGGGGACAGGGAAGGAAGAGCCCGUUGGCCGCCUUCUCUCCUGCCAGCCACGGCAACACGUGGUCUUCCUGAAGACCCAUAAGACUGCAAGCAGCACCCUCAUCAACAUUCUGCACCGCUUUGGGGAUGCAAGAUCGCUGCGUUUUGCCCUGCCUGCUGGCUACCAGUUCAACUAUCCCAAACUUUUCCAGGCGUGGCACGUAAAAGGGUGGCACCCCGGGGGGGGCCCGUUCGACAUCCUUUGCCACCACAUGCGCUUCAACCUGCUGGAGGUCCAGAAGGUGAUGCCCCCAGACAGUUUCUAUUUCUCCAUCGUGAGGGAUCCAGCUUCCUUGGCUGAGUCAGCUUUCUCCUAUUACCGGGGUGUGGUCCCUGCCUUCCGCCGGGCUCGUUCACUGCCGGAGUUCCUGGCUUCUCCACAGAACUUCUACCGGCCUGGUGAGCGUGGCAGCCACUAUGCCCGCAACCUGCUAUGGUUUGAUUUUGGCCUUGAUCCACCAGCAAGCCCUGGAUUAGCUGCAAUCCAUGCUGCCCUGCUGGGACUGGACGGCAUUUUCCACCUUGUGCUGCUAACAGAAUAUAUGGAUGAGUCACUGGUCCUCCUGCGCGAUGCCCUCUGCUGGAGUUUUAGGGACGUGGUGGCUUUCCAGCACAAUCUGCGCAACCCAGAGGCAGUUCACCAGCUAGGGCCUGCUGACGCAGCUCGGCUCCGGGCUUGGAAUCAUCUGGACUGGCACCUCUACACUCAUUUCAAUCGCACUUUCUGGGCACGUGUGAAACACUUUGGCAGUGCCCGCAUGGCAAGGGAAGUGGCUAUUCUCCGGAAGCAACGGGCAGAGUUGACUCAGCACUGUUUACAGGGCGGGGGGCCACUGGAGCCAGGCCGCAUUGCUGAUGAGCGCAUCCGCCCCUUCCAGUUUGGGCAGGUGCCAAUCCUGGGUUAUGUUCUACAACCCAGCCUGGCAUCUGGCCUCCAGGUAGUGUGUCAGCGGAUGGUCACUCCUGAACUCCAGUACAAGGACCUCCUGGAUGCCAAGCAGUUUCCCCACACCUACAAGGCAAUGGAUCUCAGACAGGGAGGGGAGGCAGCCCACAACAACUCUAGGCAGCAGCCAUCCAACUGAAUGGCCCUCAUGCUCUGCCAGACUCCCCCACCAACCCAGGAUGCAACAGGCAGAGGGACCAUAUGGGAACUGCAGAGACAUGUGAUGCCAGACCAAUCAAAAGUCAUGAAGAUUUCCGUGUUUUGAAAUGCAAAAGGCUAUCAAUUCUUUCAAAUGCCUUGGGACUGUUUAAGACUCCAAGACGUAUGUAGGGGUCUAUGUACCCUCCCUAAAACCAGGCAUGCCUAGCAGCUUGACUGUGACAGGAGCUCCCAUAAUUGGAGAUGUCCAGGGAGGAUUGGUUGGAGGAUUUCUUCUAACUGGGCCAGGCGAAGCAGGAAUGCUCCCGCCUUGGCUAACAAUCUCUGGCCCUUCACUCAGUUCUCCCCCCAACAAAACAUCUUCCUGGCAGCCUAGCACUCUUAGGGUGAAGCAGUUGGUGUGCAAAGAACCCCUAGAUUGCCUAGUUCCAUCCUUUGACUGUGGAGAGCUUCUCCCCCCACCCACUGUCUCACCUGCAGAGGCAGCAACAGGGUUCAUGCCAGGAAGGCCAGGGGAAUCAGAGCUGCUCAUGGACCUUCCCUGGCUCUUCUCUCUGAUGGCCAUGUCCUUUUCUGCUCAGGAAAAGGUGUCUGCACCAGAGACUUCCAGGCAGAGAGGCCCAGCAGCAGGCCUCCUGGGCAGCAGGGCCAUUUUCUGGAACCCUGAGCCCAGGGUCAGAGGGAGGCCCAGAGCUGCAGGGGCUGUGGAGGCUCUGCUGGCCAAUGCUAGGAGAGAAUGAAGCUGUACAACAACAGAACUCGAGGACGAGGCCAGCAAGAUGCACAACCAACCCGUGAUGGGAAGGAAGGGGCCCUCUUUGAACAAAAGGUGAGGAAGCAACCACUUUUUCAAUAAUUAGUCGACUCUUGAGAGUCAUGUGAGCCAAUCAGGAGGAUUUAACUUAUGGAGAGUUUCAUAUACAAAAUAAUAAACU
This is a messenger RNA of Candoia aspera, 2842 nucleotides long. It is a transcript of the gene GAL3ST4, whose product is annotated as galactose-3-O-sulfotransferase 4. Gene Ontology annotation, biological process: glycolipid biosynthetic process. The transcript is spliced from 3 exons. The record is from RefSeq and is a predicted model, not a curated record. Lineage: Eukaryota; Metazoa; Chordata; Lepidosauria; Squamata; Candoiidae. Gene Ontology annotation, cellular component: membrane. Gene Ontology annotation, molecular function: galactosylceramide sulfotransferase activity. Bases 574 to 1887 code for a protein of 437 amino acids.